Molecule: messenger RNA, 981 nt
Organism: Eurytemora carolleeae
Lineage: Eukaryota; Metazoa; Arthropoda; Copepoda; Calanoida; Temoridae
Product: TWiK family of potassium channels protein 7
Exons: 8
Coding region: 118-966 (282 amino acids)
Biological process (GO): potassium ion transmembrane transport; stabilization of membrane potential
Cellular component (GO): membrane
Molecular function (GO): potassium ion leak channel activity
Source: RefSeq, a predicted model, not a curated record
AAUAUUUUAACUAUUAUAUAGAUUUUUAAAGAUUAUGUAAGAAUGAGAGUUCUUUGGUUUAGCUUUGGAUAGAAGAAAUAUUUUUUUUUUCACGAAGUCUGAAGGCUGAAGGUAGUUAUGGGAGGGCAGUCAUAUGAGAGAUAUGUAAAGAAAGGAACACCAUGUUGGAAGGUUAUUGUGAACAUUCUCUUCUCCCACGUGGGUCUCGUACUCCUUGUUAUUGGCUACGCAGCCGGAGGAGCAAAGGUCUUCAUGUGGCUGGAACAGGAAAGGGAAGAAUUAGUGGAAUUAGUGAAAAGUUCCAAGACUAAGGAUGUGAAUGACGCUGUUGAUUACCUUAAACAACAGUUCUGGCAGUACGGUACAAAUGAAAUCAAAUACAACUACACACGGAAUGAGUUUAAGGAUGCGGUCUACCAAGAUUUGAAGGCUUUGGAACGCUUUGUACUUGAGGCUGCAAAUGAAUAUGGAUAUGAUGGAACUGAUGAAUUCAGUCGAGAUUUUAGUUUCGCAAGCUCCAUACUGUUCACCAUCACUAUUAUGACGACUGUAGGAUAUGGCCAUAUAGCUCCAAAAACUAUGGCAUCCAAAAUGUUUUGCAUUGCAUACGCUCUUGUAGGAAUCCCUCUGAUGUUGGUGUUCAUGGGGAAGAUCGGAGAUUGGCUAGCUGUUACAUUUCGUUGGUUGUACAGUAGGAUAUUCUGCAGAUGUUGUCGAGCUCGCAGGCGAGAUAGUGAGUUGCCUCCUGACGUGGAUAGGAAGGGGCACGGCAUCAACAACGACGAGGUGGGGAAGGAGAGGUAUAUGCCGACAGACCUGGUCAUGGUUCCAAUCAUGAUCAACCUCAUGGUCAUCUUCAUUUUCAUCUUCUUGGGGGCUCUCAUGUUCUCAUUUACGUCAGGUUGGUUCUUACUCUUCAAAAUCAAAGAAAAUCAUUUAAAUCGUGUUUUCAAUGGAACAAAAUAAUGAGAAUAAAAAAUA